Pieris rapae (cabbage white) is the source of this 4226-nucleotide messenger RNA. RefSeq names its product chorion peroxidase. Gene Ontology annotation, biological process: response to oxidative stress. Gene Ontology annotation, molecular function: peroxidase activity; heme binding. The record is from RefSeq and is a predicted model, not a curated record. The transcript has 11 exons. Bases 390 to 3455 code for a protein of 1021 amino acids. Lineage: Eukaryota; Metazoa; Arthropoda; Insecta; Lepidoptera; Pieridae.
GCGAUUUUCGCGCCAUUGCAGUUACUCGCGCAACAUGGCGUCACGCACAGCGCGCGGCAAAAUCUGCGCGCCCUAGUCAAAAUAAGACUGACGAUGACUUGAUGACUUAUGUGAUAUCUGUGACUGUGAUGACUAAAUGACUUUGACUAUGACUUACAGUGACCGUUACACUAUGACUGGAUUGACUAAAGUUACCAAGAGGAAGUGGAGAUACCCUGGAGAGUCGAACAGAUGAAAUUAAAUUCCCAACUACAAGUGCCCUUCGCCAGUCCCCUCUUCUCGAGCAGUGCCCACUACGCGGCCCACCUAAAUGUCCACCAGCGUCCAAGAGAUAUCGUACCCACGAUGGCACCUGCAACAACUUAAACCGCCCAAGAUGGGGCUCAACCAUGACUCCAGUUCAGCGUUUCCUUCCACCAGUGUACUCAGACGGCAUACAAGCCCCAAGGAGAUCUGUCUUCGGCUCUCUCCUACCAUCAGCCCGUGAGAUCAGCGCGUUAGUGCACGAAGAUCAAAACGUAGAAAACCCAGGAAUUACACACUUGCUAAUGCAAUGGGGUCAAUUUUUAGACCAUGAUAUGGUAUCGUCGUCACAAUCAAGAGGGUUUAAUGGAUCUGUCCCAAGAUGCUGCAAAGAUGGUGGAAGGGAUUUCAUUCCUAAGGAAUUUUUGCAUCCUGAAUGCUUUCCUAUAGCUGUACCCCUUUCGGAUCCCUUUUACGGACCUCGUGGAGUGAGAUGUCUGGACUUCAUCAGGUCUUCACCAGCACCUCAGGAAGACUGCCGAAUUGGCUGGCGUGAGCAGAUCAAUCAGGUGUCAGCGUACAUCGACGGAUCUCCGCUGUAUGCAAGCUCAGCAAGGCAGUCCGACAAAUUACGAUUGUUUAGAAAUGGUAUGCUUCAAUAUGGGCGAGUACAACAACGGCGCCCUCUACUGCCCACGGAAAGACGGGAUGAAUUGUGCAGAGGCGGAGCUCUGUCUGCUGACUGCUUCAAGUCUGGUGACGCCAGAGUCAAUGAGCAACCAGGCCUUGUCGCUGCUCACAUUGUGUGGUUACGACAACACAACAGAAUGGCAACAGAACUGGCUCACUUAAAUCCACACUGGAGUGAUGAGAAAAUAUACCAGGAGACAAGAAAAAUUAUUGGCGCUAUGAUCCAACAUAUCACUUAUCGAGAGUUUUUGCCGAUUAUAUUAGGUCCGGAGGUGAUGAAUCUUUUCGAACUAGAGCCCCAGAAGAAAGGCUACUACCGAGGGUACAACCCCAAGAUCAAUCCAAGUCCAGCGAGUUCGUUUGCAUCAGCCGCCUUCCGCUUUGGCCACUCCCUGGUUCAACCUUCCAUGAUUCGCUUCGACCGCUUCCACAGACCCAUGGCUAAUAAUGUAUCACUUCAUGAUGAGCACACAAACCCAUCAAACAUCUGGAGUAUGGGUGCCGUAGAUCGUCUAAUGCUCGGUAUGAUGAACCAGCCCAUACAGAAACGGGAUGAGUUCAUCACGGAGGAACUAACCAAUCACCUAUUUCAAACAUCACACUUCGACUUCGGCAUGGAUCUUGCAGCAAUCAACAUACAGAGAGGGAGAGACCAUGGAGUACCACCAUACACGUCUUGGCGGGAGCCUUGUGGUCUAUCAACCAUUGAAAACUUCGAUGAUCUGUCAAGAAUAAUGCCGGCAAGAGUUGUGCGGAAAAUGAAGGCUUUAUACAAGAACGUGGAUGACAUUGACCUCUUCACUGGAGGAAUGUCUGAACGGCCUGUAAUCGGGGGUCUGGUUGGACCAACUUUUGCGUGUAUUAUCGCUCAACAAUUCUCAAAUUUACGUAAAGGUGAUCGGUUCUGGUAUGAAAAUGGUGGCAGUGAGUCGUCAUUCACACCAGCACAAUUACAACAAAUAAGACGAAUUUCACUAGCACAAGUACUAUGUCGUACGCUUGACACGAUUGACAGCAUCCAACCUUUUGUUUUCCUUUCUCCUGACAACCCUGACAAUAACAGAAUUUCCUGCUUCAACAAUCACCUGGACAAUUUUGACCUCUCCGCGUGGGUAGAAAUUAUUUCGAAUAAUGAAGUAAGAAAAGCUAACGAAGAUCCUUCGACUACGUCGAAGCCAAUAAGAUCAAAACCAUCCACCUCAAUCCCUAUAACGACAACUAAAAAGCAAAAGAUUACGCCAAAUCAUUUAUCUCUUAAAACACAUCUGGGAAAUGACGAGACUAAAAUUAAAAAACAGACUCAUGUACUUAAUUUGACUGACUCAACGACUAAUGACACUGAUACCGUUAAAGAUGUAACGCUGAUGGGUAUUGACGACAAACUUGACUUUAGAAAUAAAACUAAAAGAUUUAAUGACGAUGAUAUCAACAUACGACGCAGUCCUAAUAAACAAUAUGGAUAUAAUGAUAACGUGCAAACUGCACAAUCUGUUGUAAUCAAUAACUUGCCACAAAGACCAAAUAGACCGUACUUAUCUGUGACUGAAAACAUCGACAAAUAUACUUACCUCAUCAAUUAUGUACCAAGAACAACUCCGUCUUGGCGGCAGACGACUAGACGAAACUAUGACAGAGAUGUAGUUAAAGUGACUUACCAGACUUAUGACGAUACUUACAGACGACCUAAUAGACCAUACUUUAAUAGGGGUGACUUAGACCAUGACUAUGAAUCUAGGAAUAACGCACGAGUUGUUACUGAAGUUCAAUCUUCAGCUAGAUCCAAUGAAGACUUUAUUACGACUCGAAUAACUGAUAGACCUGUGACUCUGACUGAAAAAACUCCAAACUUUGACUCGACGACAGAAAACUUAUACAAAUUACUGACUUUUGGCUAUGUAGGUUCUUACAGGGGUGACUUGACAGAAAAAAAUAUAAGAAAGGACUUUAAUGAUGACAAAGUAAGUAAAGAUUUUGCUACUAGUAAUGAAAGGCAAGAUGCGGUGACUGACAAUGGUGUGAAUGCUGGAAAAUUAUCAACCUUUUUCCUACAUGAAACUGCAACCCGACCCUUUAAUUCCCAACGUCCAACAAGACAUAAUAAUGACGAAAUGACUCAAAAUACUAAAACUAAAUACUAUUACAUAGACAACGUAUUGAAGAAAUACUCUGAUAAUGAAAGCCUCCCAAAAGAAAAUCAUUUGACUAAAAAAAACGAAACGAUCAAAGAAAAUAUAGAAGAACGUUCCGUCCCAAAGAAAAUUGCUGCUUUAGAUGAUAAUAAGACUGAUAGAUCCAGAGAAAGAGAAAAGAAACCGAUGAAUUCUGCGAAAACUCCUUCCGUGACGUUCGAUAUAAUUCCUAGUGAGAGCAGUCCAACCCAAUGGGCAGUUUACGAAGAAAAGGACGAGUUAAUCGAUCCCCUUCAUAACUGGAUGCCGGCUGUUAAGACGGACCCUCUUUCUCUUAGAGAGCUGCCACGCCCAAUGGACUUCUCUGGAAAAAGACGUUUAGGAAGACAAUAAAAUCAUUGAAUUAUAUUUAUUGAACAUAUUUGUAGGUAUGCACAGGUUAGGUGAAUAUAAAUUAAAGAUAUUGUAAAUUGCGCGGAAAAGUGUGGAUUUUAAAAGACAAUUACUGCUUUAUGAUGAUGACUGACUGUGACUGCAAACUUUUGACUGAUAACUUAUAACGGGGCUAUUAUUUUAUUAUUAAUUUUAAUUGGUAUAUUUCUAAAUUUUGGAUAUUCCAAGACGUUUGACGUGUAUGUUUUAAACUGGAGUAUGCCUAUUUAAUUUAUUGAUUAACGACUUAUGAUCAACCAAUUGGGAGGAUAUAAUGACACUUGAUGACUUGGGUACUGGGAGACUGACGAAUUUUACCUUACCUUAACUGUAUUAGCGACUAAAUAUUAUGGAUGACUUUAACAGACUAUUUUAUUAUGACAUUUGAUUUUUAUUUUCUUUAAAAGCCUGACUGAAUAAUAUUAGUAUUAUUGGAAAAUAUAAUUUAUAAUAAGUGGUAACUUAUACCAAGUUUUAAAUUGCAAUUAACAUGCAUUUAAGUGUAACAAUUACAGAUUAGACUAUUUAUGAAUAGAACCACCGAACCUAACUAUGAUAACUUGUCCCAUUAUUAAAAUAGUUUGUUUAAAAAAAACUAGUUUUUUCAAUAACAUUUAUUGAAAACUAAUGUCUUAACAAUCAGAUCAUAUCAAUUUUAUUUCAGCUACAUAGACUGUCAUUUAUCUAGAACCUUAGACAUAUAAGUAUAUUAAACAAAAAUAAUACAAUAAA